This is a messenger RNA of Brassica oleracea var. oleracea, 2547 nucleotides long. RefSeq lists its product as uncharacterized. The transcript has a single exon. Bases 1 to 2547 code for a protein of 848 amino acids. NCBI's taxonomy places the organism in Eukaryota, Viridiplantae, Streptophyta, Magnoliopsida, Brassicales, Brassicaceae. The record is from RefSeq and is a predicted model, not a curated record.
AUGUCCUCUACACCCGGGGGACCUACCCCAAAAGCCGGCGAACGACAACCCUCGAAUGCAGCAACCGACGGCUCAGCUGAAAUGGGAAAAAGCAGUCAAACGAAUCCAGGAGGCACUCGCCCUCUGACCAACGCAGCCAUCGACGCCAUGCUAUCAACGGCAAAAAACGCCUCCUCAGCGAGGCCCUGCAUGGCACACACAAACCACCCCGUCGAACCAAUGACGAGUGAAGCACCUCUGGCUCAAACGACCGAGCAUCCGAGAGAACCCUCGAACGCAAACGAAGGAAGCGCGCCAAACGCCGAUCUAGCAAUGAUGUUACAAUCCUUACUGGAGAAGGUAAGCGACCUCACCCGCGCGAAGGCAAGAGCCGACAACCACUGUCUGGAAUCCACCCGGGGUCAAGAGGAAGAAAUAGCCAACUUACGAAACAGACGCAUACCCGCGGAGCUAGCAGCACAAAUCCAAAGGGACCUCUUCGGAGAUUCAGAAACGCCGACGCAAAGGCAGGCAACACCCACCCCCGACCAAGGCCAAAACAACCCGGAGGAUGCGGACCGAGACAAAGCGAUAAAAGAACUACAAGCAACUUUGAAAGAUAUGAACUCCAGCGUGCAUCAGGCCACGAGUGCGGCACCAGAGAUAGACCGUGUGUUAAAAGAAACCCAAAACUCCCCGUUCACCGCCAAGAUCUACAACAAACCAAUACAGCAUGUGGGAAAAAUAAGGUUUCCAACCUACGACGGAAACUCAGACCCCCGUCAGUACAUGAUCGCAUUUACCAUAGCAUUGGGACGAACCAACUUCACCCCAGACGAGAAAGAUGUCGGAUAUUGCCAACUCUUCAUGGAAAAUCUCAGCGGGCAGGCGCUCAGCUGGUUCUCAAGGCUCGAAUCCGGUUCGAUCGACAGCUACCAACAGUUAUCUACGGCUUUCCUCAAACAUUACUCGAUAUACAUUGAAGACGGGGCGACAGAAGCGGACCUCUAUACUCUGUCCAAGGAACGGACCGAAUCCCUCAGGAGCUUCAUCGGGAGAUUCAAAAAGAUUGUAUCCCGCGUCAAAGUACCGGACAAGAUAGCCACCAUGGCUCUAAUCAACGCCCUAUGGUAUGAGUCGAGGCUGCGCGAGGACCUCAAGAUUAACAAAACCCAAACGCUCAAAGACGCACUACACAGAUCAAACCUGUUCAUUGAGCUGGACGAAGACAAAGAAGCCAUGGCUAAGAAAUACGCAGCGACGAGAGCGGCCGCAACAAAAGACAAAUCAAAAGAAGAAUGCCGUGAGUCGCGAAGCCGAUCAGAGGGCGAACGAAAGAAAGAAGAAGGAGACCGAAAGGGUCAAAACUUCCACGUCAACGAUAUGCAGAGACCACCAAGACAAGCCUGGAACAAAUGGUCCCAAGAAGAUGAUUCAACAAGGUACUACGAAUUCCACAAGAGAAACGGACAUUCUACAAUGGAAUGCAGGCACUUGCAAGAAUACCUACUUGGAAAAUACCAAAGGGGCGAAAUCAAACCACCGUAUAGCGAGAGGGCCAGAACAGAAGCCGAGAACCGAAGGGAUGAUCACCGAAGAACGCCGCCAAGAAGAGAACCAGCUCGCAUAGAGCGUGAAAUAAAAAGCGAAAGCCACACGGGAGUGAAAUCACCUAAAAGAGAACGCCCAGAUGAACGACACGAAGAUAACCUCCCACCCCCGCCACGAAGACGAAUCAACAUCAUCAUGAGAGUAGCCCCUCCAGCAGCAAGAAUAGCCGUGACUACCGAAGGACCAGGUAUGCCCAAGGACGACGCCGUCGCCAACCAAAUUAAGCAUCUCCCGGUGACUUUCAACAACAAAGACAGCACAGGACUAGACUCUCCACACAACGACCCCUUUGUCAUCACACUAACCAUUGCCAACUGUGAAGUAUCCCAAAUUCUGAUAGGUACUGGAAGUUCUGUUGACGUAAUUUUCAAAGACGCGCUAAGAAUGAUGGGCAUAGACGAAAGCCGCAUAAAACCCGAAAGGAGCCCCGUAGUCAACUUCGCAGGAGAUACCACCAUAUCAGAAGGAACUGUCAAGCUCCCGGUGUAUGUAGGAAACACCUGCCAAGCAGUGAGGUUCACGAUUAUCGACAAGCCAAACAUCUACAACGCGAUCUUCGGAACCCCCUGGAUCAACUCGAUGAAAGCAAUACCAUCAACCUACCACCAAUGCAUCAAAAUCCCGCUGCCGGACGGAGUAUGCACGAUCAAAGGAAGCCAAAACACAUCUAGAGCAUGUUUCGUGACAGAACGAAAGAUCAGAGAGCAAAAAGGACGACCAGACGAUCACGACAAGAAACUAAAAGGAAAACUCCGACGACGAAAGAAAGCUUCCGGAAAAGACGCCAAAGUCAAGCAUGUCAUAAUUGGAAAGGAAAGCAUCGGCUCCCAAGACGAAAAGAAAACGCCACCACCGAACGAAAAGGAAAACAUUCCCCAGGCGACUGGAACCGAAGAAACACCAUCAUCGCCGGCCAAGCAAGGACAAACGCAGACAGCCGCCAUUAUCAACAACUGA